Messenger RNA from Rhizophagus irregularis DAOM 181602=DAOM 197198, 788 nucleotides. Its product is annotated as nedd8-conjugating enzyme UBE2F. Gene Ontology annotation, biological process: modification-dependent protein catabolic process; regulation of proteolysis; protein neddylation. Gene Ontology annotation, molecular function: protein tag activity; ubiquitin protein ligase binding. The record is from RefSeq and is a predicted model, not a curated record. Lineage: Eukaryota; Fungi; Glomeromycota; Glomeromycetes; Glomerales; Glomeraceae. Gene Ontology annotation, cellular component: cytoplasm; nucleus.
GCGUCAUAAAAAUAAAAAUAAAUUCAUACUUACAUUCUAACGGAACUGUCCUCCGAAUAUAGAUUUUUAAGUCACCACGCACCAAAACUUUUUUCUUCUUGUUUAUACACUAAAAACCGACCAAAAUGCUUAUUAAAGUCAAGACUCUUACUGGCAAAGAAAUUGAAAUCGACAUUGAAGGUUCAGAUACGGUAGCAAAAAUCAAAGAGCGUGUAGAAGAAAAAGAAGGUAUUCCGCCAGCCCAACAGCGUCUUAUUUAUGCUGGUAAACAAUUGACUGAUGAAAAGACAGCCGAGGAUAGCGGUAUAUUGGCCGGUGAAGUUCUUCAUUUGGUGUUGGCUCUUCGUGGUGGAAAUUAACUCAAAUGUACCUAUAACAAAAAAAUAUUGUUAAUUAAACAUAUUAAUAUCACAAUGACUACAUAUUAACUAAUAAAUAAUUUACAAAAACAUUGUAAAAUUAAUACAAAUUUUGAUGAUAUGGAUUAUAUACCUUCAACUAACAAAAUUAAGUAAGAUAAUAGAUUAGUUUCACAUUUGAUCUCGAUCUAAAUAUGAAAAUGGAGAAUUCACCUUAUAAAUCGAAAGUUUAAUAUAGGGUACUUUUAAAUUUUCAUUAGUUAUAAAUAUUUUUCUUAAAUCUUAGUCAUGAAAAAGAAUAAAAAUAAAUAGACCUAUAUAUUAAACGAAGUCAAAUGCUUUAAAUUUGUAUUUUAAACGCGAUCACGUGUCUGAGUUGUUGUUUCUUACGCAUCUCUGCAUAACUCCGCAAAACGCGGGCCAGAACGU